AUGGGUGCGAGACGCGAGCCGUCUGCCGUUUACACCACUUGUUGGGCGCAAGACGCCGGGUGGGGACUCGGAGACUCGGAAAAAUAUACGGGCGAGCCGAGACCGCAGGCCGAAGACGCACGACGCGCAACGAAGCCGCGAAGGGACGCGUACUCGAUGGGACUAUCGGAAAAAUGUGACGCAGUAAAUCAAAAUAAUCAGUCGUGGUGUAUGUGUGAAAUUCUGGAAGGGGAGGGAGGGGACGAACGCUCAUUACCAGCACCCGGGCACGUGACACCCCCCCCUCCCUCCCACGACUCACCCCUCGUUACAAUGCAAUGA
Messenger RNA from Danaus chrysippus (African queen), 321 nucleotides. NCBI's taxonomy places the organism in Eukaryota, Metazoa, Arthropoda, Insecta, Lepidoptera, Nymphalidae. The record is from the annotation of a GenBank genome assembly.